This is a messenger RNA of Sporothrix brasiliensis 5110, 1314 nucleotides long. RefSeq names its product cyclin-dependent kinase 7. The coding region runs from base 1 to 1314 and encodes 437 amino acids. The record is from RefSeq and is a predicted model, not a curated record. Lineage: Eukaryota; Fungi; Ascomycota; Sordariomycetes; Ophiostomatales; Ophiostomataceae. Gene Ontology annotation, biological process: positive regulation of transcription by RNA polymerase II; protein phosphorylation. The transcript has a single exon. Gene Ontology annotation, molecular function: RNA polymerase II CTD heptapeptide repeat kinase activity; ATP binding; cyclin-dependent protein serine/threonine kinase activity. Gene Ontology annotation, cellular component: nucleus; transcription factor TFIIK complex; transcription factor TFIIH holo complex.
AUGAGUGCAUCGCCGCUGCUGGCCGUCCCGACGGACGUGUUGGCAGCCUCGUCUGCGGCAUCGUCUCGACCGGCAUCCACCCUGCCCUCGCGGCCACCGACACAUUCGAAUGGCGGCACACCACGAGGCGGAGCCACGGCGCCGGCGGGGGCAAAGCCACAGCCGCCCCGACAUCCGAUCACAAUGGAUGUCGCCGAGCGCCUGAACGAGGAGGAAAAGAACAAGUACAUUCGAGGCAAGGAGCUCGGCGAAGGCACCUACGCCGUCGUCUACGAGGGCCGUUUGCGUGCCGACCCGACGCAGCUCGUCGCCAUCAAGAAGAUCAAGGUCCAAAAGGAGUACAGCGACGGCAUCGCGCCCGACGCCGUCCGCGAGAUCAAGUUUUUGCAGGAACUGCACCACACCAACAUCAUCCGCAUGCACAGCGUCUACAGCACCCGCGACCAGAACCUGUGUCUCGUCCUCGAACAUCUCCCCCGCGGCGACCUCGAAAUGCUGAUCCGCGACACUGCCGCCGUCCGCUACGGCGCCGCCGACAUCAAGGCCUGGAUGGGCAUGCUCUGCCGUGCCGUCGCCUUCUGCCAUGACCGCGCCGUGCUGCAUCGCGACAUCAAGCCCAACAACUUGCUGGUCGCCGCCGACGGCGCCCUCAAGCUUGCCGAUUUCGGUCUCGCCCGGUCGUGUGCCGACCCCUACCGGCCCAUGACCGCCAACGUCAUUACCCGCUGGUAUCGCCCGCCGGAGCUGCUGUUCGGUGCGCGCCACUACACUGGCACCGUGGAUGUGUGGUCCGUCGGCCUCGUCUUUGCCGAGCUCGUCAUCCGCAACCCGUACCUGCCGGGCAACACCGAGGUCGAGCAGAUCGGCCUCAUCUGCCGCGCCCUCGGCACGCCCAACGAGGACAACUGGCCCGGCGUGACCCGCCUCGACUCAUACACCGUCCCCACCGACCGCGUGUACCCCGUGGCCACGCGCGACACCUUCCUGGGGCCCUUUGGCACCGUGGGCUCCGAGGGCGUCGACUUGCUGAUGAAGACGCUUGUGCUCGACCCGCGGCGCCGCAUCACGGCGCGCGCUAUGCUGGCUCACCCGUGGUGGCACGCCGACCCGCGCCCGACCCCCGUCCAGGAUCUGCCGCGGCGCAAUGUGGCGGCCGCCGAGAAGGAGAAGGAGCGCGAGCGGGAGGCCACCCGGAUGGCCGCUGACCUCAAACGGCGGCCCGGCGCCGUGGGCGGUGGCAGCGGGGCCAACACGGGCGACGAACAAGACCGCGGUGCCAAGGUUGCCCGCCGGCUGGAUUUCGGACGGAAGUAG